AACCUUUAUGGUUUCGGGCUUUCGGCUCUUUCGAGUUUUGGGUUCUGCAAAUCGCAAUAAACGGGAGAGAGGCGCAAGGAUUUUGCUCGUACUUUCAACUCCCAGUUCUGGUCAUUCUCAUAAUAUUAACACAUUCAAAUGCAUUACAAGAAAGAGCCUUGCAGAAACUUUCAGCGUGGCAGCUGUCAGUAUGGUGAGAGGUGCAAAUUUCUUCAUGUGAUUCAGCAGCAGCCAAAGUCUAAUUCCUUUGGAUUUGGCACUCAAGCUAUCUCACACCAACAACAAAAGCCAAAUCCUUUUGGGUUUGGUGUUCAGAAUAAUGCUCAGCCAAAAGCGGCCAACGAUUUUGGAAAUAAACAGAACCAUGUCAAGAAUACAUGGACACGAUCUUCUGCCAGCAGUGGUGCCCCUUCAUUGCGGCAGCCUGAUAAUCAGCCUCAGGCAACAAAUCAUAAGUGCACAGAUCCUGAGUCCUGCAAACGCAUCAUUCUUGAAGAUUUUGAGCAUGAGAAACCCCUUUGGAAGUUUACAUGCUACAGCCAUUGGAAAAAUUCCCCUUGUGACAUCGUUGGUGAUGUAAGCCAAGAAGAAUUGCGGGCAGCAGCAUAUGAUGAUGCAAAGCAUGGGUUAAGCUUGCAAUCAAUUGUUGACAGAGAGAGGAAUUUACUCAAUUCAAAGUUAAUUGAGAUUGAAAACUUUCUUCGUAAUCCCUAUAAAGGGCCGGUUGGCUCUACUCUGGCCCAACAAAUCCCAUUUCCCAGGGCCAUGGCAACUGUAUUUUCUCCAACAGCUCAAAAUAGUGCCACUCAAACUAAUUUCCCUCCUUCAGUCUCCAGUUUUAGUCAGCUGGGUGCUUCACUUUAUACAGGAUUCCCAGUGAGGUCAUCUGUACAGUCAAAUAAUGCCUUUGGGCAACCAAUUUCUUUCUCAAAUUCUGCCCAAUCCUCAAGUGUAUUUGUAACAGGCAAUGUUCCAUCGGCCAAUGCCUUUUCAUUUGGUAGCCAACAAUCUAACCAGUCAGUAGCAGCUUCUUCCACAACAAACACAGCUAGCUUCACCAACAGUAGCAUCACUAGUACUGCACAUAAGCAAUUUUCUGCUGUGGCAGUAUCAACACAAAACUUCAGUUCAUCCAGCUUCCAGCCACCUGCUCUGUUUGAUGUCUCAAUCUCAAAUUCUAAAGCAGAUGGACAAGCCACUAAAGAUGUUCAGUUAGGAAAUAACUUGCUAAGGAAGAUUGUUUCUGGGGAUUCAAGUAUUUGGUUAAAAGAGAAAUGGAUUCCAGGAGAGAUUCCUGAAGAAGCUCCUCCCGAUGCUUAUGUUUAGUUGGAAUUCAUGUGAGAACAAUGUAAACUUUAUAAAAAUGUGUAGAAAGCAUGCUGAUUGUGGGCUGUAGGCGUCACCUGCAAGCGCCAUCAGAUGUUGAUCCUGCAUGCUGAAGAUGGUUGCCGCUUACUAUUGGCAAAUUUUCAUUGUGCUGAGUUGCAACAGAACUGCUUGUCCCCUUUGACAACCAUAUUUUGGUUCGUCAAUUUCCUCACUGGAGGGUUCAUUUGCUGGUGUAGUGUGCGUUGGAAGAGGGAGAUACUAGGCCAUUUUAGGCUGACUGAAUUGGUAAGUGGGUGGGAGUAAGAAAAGUUACAAAAAUGAUUUCUUUGGCAUGAUGUUGUGAAAACUUUUUUCAUUUCUUGGCUCUGCUUUUAACAACUUGUGGAAAAGAAAAUUGUUAUGGAUAUAUCUGCCAUGUAUACCAAGGCUUGAACUGGCAAGGAUAGGUAUGAUGGAAAACAUCUUCCAGUUGUAUAGAGAUGCUAGUAUUUGUUAUCUGAACUGUGUGAAUUAGCCAAGAUUUGGUUUGAUAUUCGCCUAUAGAAUUUAUUCUAGUGUAAAAUGAAAAUAAACUAUAUCAUUAUAGGUUGAAUAAUCCGAAUGAUUAUAUUAAUUAAGGAUCUGUUUGGCACAGCGUUGAGAUUUUUUGUGGUUCUAAAAUAAUAGUGGGGACGAGAUUGUUAAUUGUAAAUUUCAGACUAGAAGCUUUAAUGUACGUUGUAACAGUAAAGAGUAAAAAAGGAUAAUGUCUGUUUUGUAAAAGUAAGCAUGAAUUCAAUUCAAGAGUGAAAAGAAAAAA
Durio zibethinus is the source of this 2128-nucleotide messenger RNA. RefSeq names its product Zinc finger C-x8-C-x5-C-x3-H type family protein. Gene Ontology annotation, molecular function: metal ion binding. Lineage: Eukaryota; Viridiplantae; Streptophyta; Magnoliopsida; Malvales; Malvaceae. The record is from RefSeq and is a predicted model, not a curated record.